AUUAAAUCGUUUCCGCCGGCCGAUUGUUCCAUUUCCUUCCUGUUGUUGCUGUUGUUGGUCCUGUUGUUCGUCGGCGACUUUCCUUCCUUCUUGCACCACCACUGCCGUCAUCACUCUCGCUCGCAGUGUGAGAGAGACAGACCACCCUCCACCGCCGCCGCCAUGGUCCGUCUACGAGAAAUCCCCCGGACCGCCACUUUUGCAUGGUCGCCGGGCCCAACCCAGCCAUUGAUUGCUACAGGCACCAAGGCCGGUGCUGUCGAUGCCGACUUUUCCAAUGAUACCGCCUUGGAGCUGUGGGAGCUCAACUUGGACAGCACCGACCAGGGCGUCGAGUUGCAGCCCGUUGCUACCCUCAAUGUGGAGUCGAGGUUCAACGACAUCGCCUGGAGCGUGCCCUCGGAGCAGUACCCCCGCGGCAUAAUAGCAGGCGCAUUGGACAGCGGCGCAUUGGUCCUGUGGGAUGCUGAAAAGCUGCGAUCCGGCGCAGACGACGCCCAAAUCGAGCAAAUCGACAAGCACACCGGUCCCAUCCAGGCCAUCCAAUUCAAUCCCUUCCGGCCCAACAUCCUCGCCUCCGCCGGCGCAAAGGGUGAGCUCUACAUUCACGACCUCGACGACGAAUCCAAAUCCUUCCGCCUGGGCAAGGCUGGUGCCAACCCCGACGAAUACACUUCCUUGGAUUGGAACAAAAAGGUCUCGCACAUCCUCGCGACCGGAAGCAGUGGUGGAUUCGCUACCGUGUGGGACGUCAAGGGAAAGAAGGAGAACCUCACAUUGAACAACUUUGGAAGGAAAUCCAUAAGCGCCGUCUCCUGGGACCCCGAUGUCCCCACCAGACUUGUCACCGCUAUCCCCACCGACCAGAACCCCCUCGUGUUGGUCUGGGAUCUCCGAAACUCAAAUGCCCCCGAGAAGACAUUGCAAGCACACGACCAGGGCGUGCUUUCUAUAUCGUGGUGUGCUCAGGAUAGCGAUAUCCUCCUUUCCUGCGGCAAAGAUAACCGCACGAUUGCCUGGAACCCGCACACCGGCGAAGUAUUGGGCGAGUUUCCCGUCGUCACCAACUGGACUUUCCGCACCGCUUUCAACCCUUCAAACCCAAAUAUCCUCGCCACAGCCUCUUUCGACGGAAAGAUCGCCGUGCAGACAUUGCAAAACACCGGAAAUACGACAGACCAGACCAAGUCGUCUUCGCAGGCCCUCGACGGCGAAGAUUUCUUCUCCAAGACCCACGUGGAGCCCCAGGGCGCAUCCUUCACUCUUAAGACCCCACCAAAAUGGCUGCGACGACGUGCUGGUGUUUCUUUUGGAUUCGGAGGCAAGUUGGUCAGAUUCGGGAUGGCGGAGAACAAGUCCAAGAUCAGCAUAUCGACUUUUGUGGUCGACUCGGACAUCGGCGCUGCUAGCGAAGAAUUUGACAAGGCUUUGGAGAAAGGCGACCUCGCUGCGAUCUGCGAGUCGAAGAUCUCAAAGGCUUCCACCGAUGAAGAAAAGGCGGAUUGGACCGUCAUCGAGACGCUCAUCUCGGAAAGCCCUCGCAGCAAGCUGGUCGAAUAUCUUGGCUUGGCGGACAGCAAGGAGGAGGUGCCCGAGGAAAAGAAAGAGGCCGAGCCCACAACGGAAGACGGCGAUGAAGGCGCCUCUUUCUUCGAUCAAUCUGGCGAGGGUGGAAGCUUCCUUUCCGAUCUGGCCGCAUCAAAGGGCGCGAAGACGAACAACCCGUUCCAGGUGUACACUGGCUCCGAGUCGGAGGCCGACAAGAAGAUCACCCGCGCGCUUACCCAAGGCUCCUUCGAAAAGGCCGUCGAUAUCUGUCUUAAGGAGAACAGACUGUCUGACGCAUUCAUGAUUGCCAUCUGCGGCGGCGAGAAGUGUAUCGCGAAGGCCCGGGCCGCGUAUUUCAAGAACCAGACCGACGGUCCAAAUUACACGCGGCUGCUGGCCUCCAUUGUCGGAAACAACCUGUGGGAUGUCGUCUACAAUGCCGAUCUUAAGGACUGGAAAGAAGUCAUGGUCACACUGUGCACCUUUGCUGACGAAAACGAUUUCCCUGAUCUCUGCGAAGCGCUCGGCGAUCGUCUCGAGGAAGCCAUAUCCGAAGACGAUUCUUACCGUAAAGAUGCAUCUUUCUGCUACCUGGCAGGUUCCAAGCUGGAAAAGGUUGUGGUCAACUGGGCGCAAGAAUUGCAGGAAAGCGAGGCCGAGGGCGUGGAAAACUCAAAGGACGACAACAGCUUCUCCAUCCACGCGCGGUCACUCCAGGACUUGAUCGAGAAGGUCACUGUUUUCCGACAGGUCACCAAGUUCAAAGACGCGGAGCAGACCAAAGAGUCGGACUGGAAGCUCGGCCCUCUUUACGCCAAAUAUGUCGAAUACGCUGACAUCGCCUCUUCUCAUGGACAACUGUCCAUUGCGGAGAAAUAUCUCGACCUUCUCCCUGAAAAGUAUCCCGCCGCAGAUGUGGCCAGGGACAGGAUCAAGAAGGCCGUCAGGAAGACUGCUCCCCAAGCGUCCACGCAACGACAGGCACAGGCUCCCGCUGCUCAGCGAGCGUCUCGUGUCGUGCCGACCUACCAAGCUCAACAACCAGCUGCCAUUCCGCCGCAGCAGACGAGCUCGCCGUACGCACCCAUCAACCCGCUUUCUGCCCAAGCACAAUCGCAGCCCGCUGCUCCCAGCGCAAGAGCCGCUUACACUCCUGCCGGCUACCAACCUCCUCAGAACUCCAUGCCUCAACCGGGAUAUGGAGGCUACCAGCCGCCUCAGCAGCAUCCUAUUGCGCCUCCUCCGCGCAACAACUUCAGCGGCUCGCCAGCACCACCGCCAGCAGCAACUCGACGGGACAUUCCCGCUUGGAACGAUACUCCCGAUUUUGGACCCCCGAAGCCUGCUUCUCGACGCAGCACGCCUCUCAACGCGGUAAACUCGCCCUACGGUGCACCACAGGGACAGUCACCGACGUUCCCUCCCAAGCCAUCACUUCCGCCUCCACCAAAAGGACCUUUGGGCCCGCCGCGUGUCGCAUCGCCCGCUACAUCUUCGACUCCUCCCGCCAAUCCUUAUGCUCCUCCGCCACAGGCAUCGAAUGCGUACACUCCUCCUCAGCCGACCGGUUUCGCGCCACCACCGCAACCGCCUGUGCCUCGUGGUAACUCGCCCUAUAUGCCUCCACCGUCAGCCGCUCCCCCAUCCAACCGGUAUGCGCCCGCACCAGGGUCGACCCCAUCAGCUCCACCGCAGGGAGGCAUGCCGCCACCCCGACAAGUUGCUCCCCCGCCCACCCAAUUCGGCGGUCCAUCACCCUAUGCUCCCGCCGCUGCGUCGUCACCGUAUGCUCAAGCUCCUCCUCAAGUGCAAGCGCCACCGCAAGCAGCUCCCCCUCCGCCACGAGGCCCACCGCAGGGUCCCCCGCGAGCUGGCCCUCCUCCAGGCGGGCCUCCCAGGUCAGACUCACGCCCAGGAACGGCCAACUCGCAAAGGGCAGCUGCAGCUCCAUCAGCUCCCAAGCACCCUGCUGGCGAUCGCUCGCACAUCCCCGAUGCAUCGCGCCCUAUCUACGAGAUCCUCGAUGCGGACCUUCAGCGCGUUAAGGGUAAAGCGCCUGCGCAGUACAAGCAGCACAUCUUGGACACGGAAAAGCGACUCAACAUUCUUUUCGACCACCUCAACAACGAGGACCUGCUCAAGCCUGGCACCAUCCAGGAGAUGAACGAGCUCGCGGGCUUCUUGCAGAACCGCCAGUACGACCAGGCGAUUGCGGUGUUCUCGGAUAUUAUGACGAACAAGACGGAUGAGGGGAGCAACUGGAUGGUUGGUGUCAAGAGGUUGAUUCAGUUCAGCAAGAGCACGCCUCACUAG
Messenger RNA from Periconia digitata, 3861 nucleotides. NCBI's taxonomy places the organism in Eukaryota, Fungi, Ascomycota, Dothideomycetes, Pleosporales, Periconiaceae. The record is from the annotation of a GenBank genome assembly.